UGUUCUAGUUAGCUGUGAUAUCGGGGGAAAUUCUGGCAGGUACGGAGAUGGGUGAAUAAUUAUUGCUGUUUCAUGUGAUAUGAACUAUAGCAUUAUGACAGAUACUGUAUAACAUUUUUGUCCCGGUACUUUAUGGUUGGGUGAAGUGUUAUUUUCUUGAUACAAUACAAGUAGAGAGGUGGCGCAAUUCGAAAGGCCGAGUAUAAAGAGAGUUUUUACGACACUCUUGUCGAGCAUUGUGCGGUAUAUUGUGGUGGAUAGUAACCAUGCCGACCGUACCGGAGGGUGCUGACUUGGAAACACUGAAGGAAGAUUAAAGACUCGCCAUCGUGAGUCCGGCAGAUUCUGCAGUGAGCUCAUAUUCCCGUCCCGAAUCCUGUGCCCCACCAUCCAACCACAGAUGAGUAUAUUUUUCUUCAGAAAGUCUACCUGUGGUGGAUUGUGAACGAAUCGAUUCAAGAGAUGCCUUUUACGGUUGUUUUGAUUGAUGAAUGAUGGUAUGCAAGCUGCAGCGUUCCACCUUAAAAGACCAGGAAAGUUGAGAGGGCAGUCAGCUGACAAAUCUUGGCGGUCCACGGGAAAGUGAAAAUCCCCCUCCCAUUGCCAACUCCAUUCCUCCUCGAAAACACCACUUCCUCUUCUCUUCCCGCAUCCUCCUCUCAUCAUACUCUUCCCUUCAAAACAACCUCCCACUACUCACUCUGGACAUCUCUGUCUCCCCAAUUCGUGUGGGCGGUUAAUAGAUACAGGUUCUCGGUCAAUCAGAUUGUUUCCUCCCUCCGUCUCUCCCUCGACAUGCGCCGGGUCAAAAUUUUCUCUGGCUCGAGCCACCCCAGCUUAACGGAGGCCAUUUGCGAGCGUCUCGGGACAACGCCGGGGAAGUGUGAUCUCAAGAAGUUCUCCAAUGGCGAGACAAGCGUCGAUAUCGGUUGCUCAAUUCGAGACCAGGAUGUCUUUAUUGUCCAGAGCGGGAGUGCAAAGUGAGUUUUUCGUCAUUUUUUCCCGUCGUUAAUUAUCUGCCGGAAUACUGAUUGCCGGGAGGAACCUCCCGAAAACAGGGCCAAUGAUAGCAUUAUGGAGCUGUUGAUUCUUAUAUCUGCUUGCAAAGGCGGAUCGGCUAAUAAAAUAACUGGUUAUGGUUGCUCUCUUCAGCGCGGUCUAUCCAUCUUGCUGACUCUAUUUUUAGCUGUGAUGCCUUAUUUCCCAUAUUCUAAACAGUCUAAGAAGAAAUCCCACCGAGGAGCUAUUACUGCUAGGAGUUUGUCCCCCAUUCGUUAUCCCAUUUUUACCGGAUCUUGAAUGGUAAUCUUACGGAUAUCGAUCGACAGUGCUAGCGAAUCUUCUCACAGUUGCCGGGGUCGAUCACGUCAUCACUGUGGACCUUCAUGCUUCCCAAAUGCAGGGCUUUUUCACUAAGCCUGUGGAUAACCUAUAUGCGGAGCCGCUCCUUGCGAGGUGGAUUAGACACACCGUUCCUAAUUGGCGUGAUUCCGUUGUAGUAUCGAAGAACCCGGGCGGGACUAAGAGAGUUACUCAGUUGGCAGAUGUCUUGAAACUAAAUUUCGCCUUGAUCACAACGGAUCGAAGGCGUAAAGAUGGUUGGGCAAGCUCUCGUUUCCAGAGCCACAGACAUUCCCCGGUCGAGAGUGUCAACGGUGAGACUGAAGCGAAGGAGAAGCAACAAUUUACCACGGCAGAGGUUGAUGGGGCUGUUUCGAUCUCUAAUAUGCGGAUUCGUGAUGACCCUGAAGAGGCGGCUGUUGAUUUUGGCGCUACUCCACGCGCAGCUGCUCCUAUAUCUGGACUGGGUAUUAGCGCUGCGCCCACUUCACCGCCUCUCCGUCCCACGAGCUCCAGCCGAUCAAAUUCUCUACCCCCUCAUCCACAGGACGACUUUGAUGAUGAUUAUACUGAUGAUCAUGCUCAAUCUGUCACUUAUGGACGGCUCGUACAAGGCCACAUUGUCGAUGAUAAUUAUCCAUCUCCUUCCCCCUCAAUCGUUGCAUCUACUACCCAUGGUGAUACCGAUCACAUGAUGUCCUCAAUUCACUCCCUUGCUUCAUUGCACGGUGAAGCGGCCCUUGGUGGUUCCAUCGAUGCAAAUGACACGGACGAAGAGGAAGAUGCUGACCAGAUUCCGGGAAACGAGAAGAUGAUAACGCUUGUCGGCGAGGUCCGUAGAAAAACAGUUCUCAUUGUCGAUGAUAUGAUUGAUCGCGCUGGAUCGUGGAUCUCUGCGGCAGAACAUGUUAAACUGAGGGGCGGUGCCAAGAAGGUUAUUUGCAUCGCAACGCAUGGUGUAUUUGGUGGGAAUUGUCUUAGGGAAAUGGAAGACUGCACUUGUAUCGAUCAAAUAGUCGUCACAAACAGUUUUCCCAUUCCGGACGACAAGAGGAAGGGGGUUAAAAAGCUUGUCACUAUUGAUUUGAGCCAGCUUCUUAGUGAGGCGAUUCGCAGAAAUCACCACGGUAAAUUUACCACCCAUUACUUGGUAGAGUGAGGAUAAUUAGCUGACAUGUCGCUUUCAGGCGAGAGCAUCUCUGCCCUUUUUCAGCAUUAUUCGGAUUAAUUUUCAUUUUGCUCAAACAUUUUCUUCUUUUAUUGCUGUAAACAAAGAUGUGGGCUUUGGGUGGGAGUUUUCAUGGCGUGAUUUUUUUCGAUUUUUCACUAACGCUCUGAUUGUUGCCUCUGGCCAUCCGAACCACUUGAAGUGCAAGUGAUGGGAGGACUGUUUUUCACUCUUGGUUCUUAUUUUUCAGCGUGGUGUUUGAGGUAUCAUAAUGGGGUUUAUAUCUUUUUCUUUUCAUUCGAUUGGGCUGGGGUUGGUGCGCUUAUCAUGUUCGGAACCUGCCACGACAAGGUCCGUAGCUUCCACCGCCGACACCGUGUUCUCCUUCUAGGCCACAAUCUAGACUAUGAUAUACGCGGCUAUCAAUAGAAGCAAGGGAAGUUCUUUCCGGGCGGAUCUGCUAUGGGCGUCCCCCCUUUGUUUUUUCUACUUGAACUACGAACCCAGCGGUACAAACACCUGGGGAGCCUGCUGGGGUUGUGUCUUUUUGCGGUAGGAAUUCUUGACAGCGCUGGAGGAUCAAAAUGCAACCUCCGCUCCACUUGAUCGUGGGAUUGGGGUCUCAGGGAGUGAAGACAUGUUCUCUACCCUCUUGUGGAGUGCGUAUCUAAUAAGGCAUGAUUGAGUUGCUGCAUUAUUGUCCUGAGUUCUAGUGAUCUUUGUCGAUGGCGUGAUGCGCUGCUAGUUUGCAGCCAAUUGGAUGUAGAACGGGUCUUUGAUUAAUAACUGUUACUUAAUCUGGCCGAGGAUGGGAUUUUGCGUGAUCUCAGGUGGUUCCUCGGCGUAUUUAAAUUUAUCUCAUAAUGAUAUCUCAGGGUACGAUAGCAACCGAUGGAAAAACACAUUUGCUAGCACAGCGUCACUCCGAGCACGAGAAGCUCUGGGUGUUAGCAAAUCAAUGUCACUGAAUAAUACCCAACUCUAAUGUUAUAAGUUAACUUACUAAACCUUG
Molecule: messenger RNA, 3521 nt
Organism: Tuber aestivum (summer truffle)
Lineage: Eukaryota; Fungi; Ascomycota; Pezizomycetes; Pezizales; Tuberaceae
Source: the annotation of a GenBank genome assembly